AGCGAUUUCUCGCCGUUAUCCCUCGAUACGAGUUUACUCGUAUCAUUCAUCCUCUCUCCCGCGAUUCAAAUUUGAUUACCCUCUCUAUUUUAGUUUUGUAUGCUUAAUUCUCGUCGUCGUCCAUUGCCAUUGUCCGUUGCUUUCUCUCCGUAAACAACGGAAUUUGUUCAGAGCUCGAAGUUUCGGCGUGCAGUUCGGUAUUGAAAGGGCACGAAGAUUAGUUAGUUGAAGUAGUUCUUGAUUUUCCCCACUUCAGAAAAUUGGAUUGGUUUACAGUGUGGUGCGAAAUUGAGCUCCAAGAUUAGUUAGUUGAAGUAAUUCUUGAUUUUCACCAGUUCAGAAUAUUGGAUUGGUUUACAUUAUGCUGCGAAAUGGGGCUCUGAAAGAAAAAAAAUCACAUGGAAUUAUCUGUAUUUUCUUGAUUGUAACAACAGUGAUCAAAAGAGGGAUUGUCAUGAUAUGCAGUAUUUUCUUGCUGCUAAUUAGGAUACUGGCUAUGGAGUCGAGCCCUUCGUGGGUUUCAUCUCCUUCCCGCGACGAGGAGCUGCUGUCUGGUCUUCCCAGGCAUACAAAGGUUACUAUCACAGGGAAUAACAGAACAAGGAAAGAUUUGGUUGGUUUGGAAGGAGUUGUGACGAAGGCCGGUGGUAUUGGUGGUUGGCAUUGGCUGGAACUGAAUAAUGGUGAGGAGGUCAAGCUUCAAAGGAAUGCUCUGACUGUAUUAGAACCACCUACUGGAGAUGAAGAAGACAACGAAUAUGAUUUCGAUGAUUCAGCCAGUGGCUCUGCAGAGAGGGAGUUGAUCUGGCAAAGCUUAGUAGUGAAUCAUUGAGGAUAUACUGUCAAAGGUUCAACCUUGUUGAUAUUGCUUCUAACCCUACUAAGGAACAACUGAGCAAUGCUGCCCAGCAGCAUUUUAUGGUACAGGUCUUCUCUUUUGCACUCAGCCCCUCUUAUUCUGAAGGAUUAAAGUAUUGAAGGCAUGACUGUUUGCUUCUGCAGAAAGUGGAUGGGGACGAGAAGCAAAUAAUUGUUGAGUUUAGUAAAGCGGUAAAGAGAUUUGAGUUGGAAAAAAAUGAAAAGACGAGAGAGUGAUUGCAGAGUCUGGUUGCCUCAUCAGUGCCUGUGAUAUAUGUAUAUUCAAAGCACUUGUUCAACUAAAUUUUAGUGCAUCUCUAAUUAUUCACUAGCUGUGCUUGAGUAUGGAUGUAUAUUCAUUCUAACAUGGAUUGCUAACCAUUCAUUAGGGGGUUUGUUCAGUCAAUCUAAUAACAUA
Molecule: messenger RNA, 1276 nt
Organism: Salvia splendens (bonfire salvia)
Lineage: Eukaryota; Viridiplantae; Streptophyta; Magnoliopsida; Lamiales; Lamiaceae
Exons: 5
Coding region: 362-832 (156 amino acids)
Biological process (GO): regulation of DNA-templated transcription
Cellular component (GO): histone deacetylase complex
Molecular function (GO): transcription coregulator activity
Source: RefSeq, a predicted model, not a curated record